Molecule: messenger RNA, 4566 nt
Organism: Eleginops maclovinus (Patagonian blennie)
Lineage: Eukaryota; Metazoa; Chordata; Actinopteri; Perciformes; Eleginopidae
Gene: wdr47a
Product: WD repeat domain 47a
Exons: 17
Coding region: 270-3008 (912 amino acids)
Molecular function (GO): protein binding
Source: RefSeq, a predicted model, not a curated record
GGAGAGUGUGUGUGCAGGCUGUGUGGAGGCGGUGCUCCUGCAGACGGCAGCAGCAGCAGCAGGGCUGGGCAGCAGCAGAGAGAGAGAGAUCUAGCAGGGAGGGGACACAGCCAGACAAGGAGGAGGGACAGCCGGGCAAGACAGACAGCAGUAAAAAUACCGAGCGGUUCUCUCCGUGACAGCGUCUGUCAACAUCCCGGGCCACUGUUUUUCCAUCCCAUGCAUUGAUAGAAACAGCUUCAUUGCCCUUGUCAUUGACAGUCGUCACCAUGACAGCGGAGGAAACAAUAAAUGUGAAGGAGGUGGAGAUCAUAAAGGCGAUCCUGGACUUUCUCCACUCCAGGAAGUUGCACAUCAGCAUGCUGGCCCUGGAGAAGGAGAGCGGUGUGAUCAACGGGCUCUACUCAGACGACAUGCUCUUCCUCAGGCAACUGGUUCUUGACGGCCAGUGGGAUGAGGUCUUGCAGUUCAUUCAGCCUUUGGAGGGCAUGGAUAAGUUUGACAAAAAAAGGUUUCGUUACAUCAUCCUCAAGCAGAAGUUUCUGGAGGCUCUGUGUGUGAAUAACGCCAUGUCUGCAGAAGAUGAGCCUCAGCAUCUGGAGUUCACCAUGCAGGAAGCAGUGAAGUGUCUCCAUGCCCUGGAAGAGUUCUGUCCCUCUAAAGAUGACUACAGCAAACUGUGUCUGCUCCUCACACUGCCCCGCCUCACAAACCAUGCUGAGUUCAAGGACUGGAACCCGAGCACGGCCAGGGUUCAGUGUUUCGAGGAGGCCUGCAACAUGGUGGCAGACUUCAUCCCUGCAGACAGGAAGCUGAGUGAGGCUGGAUUCAAGGCCAGCAAGGAUCGACUCUUCCAGCUGCUGCUAAAGGGAGUCCUCUAUGAGUGCUGCGUGGAGUUCUGCCAGAGCAAGGCGACAGGUGAGGAGAUCACGGAGGGCGAGGUGCUCGUGGGUGUGGACAUGCUCUGCGGGAACGGCUGUGACGACCUGGACCUGUCCCUGCUCUCAUGGAUGCAGAACCUGUCCCACACCGUCUUCUCCUGUGCCUUCGAACAGAAGCAACUCAACAUCCACGUGGACCGCUUGGUCAAGCCCACAAAGACGGGCUACGCUGACCUGCUCACUCCGCUCAUCAGCAAACUGUCUCCUUACCCCUCCUCCCCCAUGCGCCGCCCGCAGUCCGCUGACACCUACAUGUCCCGUUCUUUGAACCCAGCGCUGGACGGGCUGUCCUACGGGCUGUCCGGCCAGGAUAAGAGAGCCAGCGGUGGGGAAGCAGCGCCGGGGAAAGGAGUCUCUCCCAUGUCGCACUCGUUUGCCAACUUCCACUACCCUGGAGCGGGGGGGCAGAGCCGGAGUCUCAUGAUGGAGAGCUCCGACUGCCACAGCAUCUUCGAGGAAUCACCUGAAACGUCACGGACAGACACACCUGUGGAUAAGAUGAUGGGUUCAGUUGGAGCUCAGAACCUGCGUCCUGCCUCAGCGCCAGGCGAGGACGCACCGUCAGCUGACUCAGAGGACAGGAACGAGCUUCGUGACUCGACGGAGAAGUACGAGGAGUACUACCGGCAGCGCCUGCGUGUGCAGCAGCACCUGGAGCAGAAGCAGCAGCAGAGGCAGCUGUACCAGCAGAUGCUGCUGGAGGGAGGGGUGCAGCAGGAGCCCCCACCCAGCGACAUGCAGCACAGCCUCACAGAGAAGUUCCUCAACAGGUCCAUCCAGAAGCUGGAGGAGCUCAACGUGGGGAUGGAGGAUCUGGGAGAGGAGGUGAAGUCUCUGGCGCAGCAGUGUAAUGGCAACGGGAACACCCCCGCCUCCGAGGACAAUAACAACCCUCCAUCUGUGAGCCCAGAGCAAACCCAAGGGGGAGAGGUGCUCAGCAGCACCCCACAGCGCACCGUGGGGGGGCGCCCGGUCCCGCCUCCAAAUGAGUCGCCUGUCGUAUCCCAGAGUGAGCACAAACUGAAAGACAGUCUACACGGUCACUCUCCAGGCUCCUUAUCCCGAAGUAAAGAGGGCGGCGACACUAAAAGCCUGUUUGUGCCGGUUCAUUCUCUGGAAGACACUCAGGCCAUCCGAGCCGUCGCCUUCCACCCGUCCGGAUCGCUCUACGCUGUGGGAUCCAACUCCAAAACCCUACGCGUCUGUGCCUAUCCAGACACAUUAGACACAAGUGGUUCCAGUCCCCCAAAGCAGCCGGUGGUGCGCUUCAAGAGGAACAAACACCACAAAGGCUCCAUCUACUGCGUGGCCUGGAGCCACUGUGGGCAGCUGCUGGCGACCGGCUCCAAUGACAAAUAUGUCAAAGUCCUGCCUUUCAGUGCAGAGACGUGCAACGCCACAGGCCCAGACCUGGAGUUCAGCAUGCAUGACGGCACCAUCCGAGACCUUGCCUUCAUGGAGGGUCCAGAGAGCGGAGGAGCCAUCCUGAUCAGCGCCGGAGCUGGAGACUGUAACAUCUACACCACCGACUGCCAGAGAGGACAGGGUCUGCACGCCCUCAGCGGACACACAGGUCACAUUCUGUCUCUGUAUACGUGGGGAGGCUGGAUGAUUGCCUCCGGCUCUCAAGACAAGACAGUGCGAUUCUGGGACCUCAGGGUGCCCAGCUGUGUGCGGGUAGUGGGAACUGCCUUCCAUGGCUCAGGAAGUCCUGUUGCCUCGGUAGCAGUCGAUCCUAGUGGCCGUCUCCUAGCAACAGGGCAGGAAGACAGUGCAUGCAUGCUGUAUGACAUCAGAGGAGGACGAACCGUGCAGGUGUAUCGGCCGCACUCCAGCGACGUGAGAUCCGUCCGGUUUUCCCCCGGAGCGCACUACCUGCUCACCGGCUCCUACGACACAAAGGUCAUCGUCAGCAACCUCCAAGGAGACCUGACCAAGCCGCUGCCACAGACGGUGGUGGGAGAGCACGGCGACAAAGUGAUCCAGUGUCGAUGGCACACAGAGGACCUGUCCUUCCUCUCAUCCUCUGCUGACCGCACUGUUACACUCUGGACACACAACCCGUAACACACAUACACACACACACACACACACACACACACACACACACACACACACACACACGCACGCAACAUACAAUGACACAACCAGUUAUAAUCUAAAAGACACGCGUCCGCUUAAAACACUGCUUCUCCUGCACUCCCAACAGUCACACCCUUUCAACACACUUACAGCUUGAACAACAGACACAUACAGUACAUUCACAUGCACACACACACACACACACACACACACACACACACACACACACACACACACACACACAGGUGAAUAGGCCUUUCACUUCUGUCUGUAGGAAACCAAAAUGGAUUCAGGCCUGCUACACAUAUAAGCACACAUAUUGCAUGUGUUGUUGUUUUUUUUUACAUCACUCACGUGUCAUGCUUCACACACUGUGUUUAUCAUCAGGGUCAUAACAGCAGGAUCAUUCAUUAUUUUCAGCAGCAUUUCACCUGCAUCCUCACUUGAACAACACACACAUACAGUACAUUCACACACACACACACACACACACACACACACACACACACCCACCAGUGCAUUGCUGCAUGUCAUUUUCACUGAGGAGUGUUUGAGGUUAGACAGAACAGUGCUUUGUUCAUGAUGGUGCCUUCCUUGAGUUCCCAGUUUCCAUAAUGAAAUUGUUAAAAAAACAAAGAUAAUAUGGUCAUUUUUAAAGAUCAAAAUGUGUUGAGCUAUUCAGAUGUCCUACAUUCCUUCUUUUGCAUAUCAUUUUCUUACAGCUGCUGUCAUGCUGCUAUUGUUUGAUGGGAGCGAGUUGAAUUCAUGGUGUAAAAUGUAUUUUUUUCCAGAGUGUCUGAAGUGAGCUUUCCCCGUGUGAGGAGUCUGAAUCUGUGGAAGUCGUUCUGUUUCCCUGUGGGGUGUCCGGUGUCUCAUGUUACCGUGUACUCUGCAUUGCUACAACUCAAAAUGUGUAAAAUUGCUUGUGCAUUUGUUUUAAAUUUGAAAUCAGUGUUUUUGCUCUGAAGCUAUUACAGUGUGUUGCGAUGGCUUGCUUGCAAUGGAUGGUCAAUAUUAUUUCAGCAUCAAAGGGAAAUAAUAAGUGUGUUUGUUGUUGAGCGUCGUAGCGUUCAGGUCGGAAUCUUCAGUAAGCUUUGGUCUGUCUACUGUAACACUUUACUGACAGUAGGGGGCGGUCUUUGCGCGCAGUGAGGCUCUAACCAUAUGCACAACAAACUUGGAAUGGAAGCACGGGUGUUUGAUAUUUAUUUAGAGCCAGUAUUUGGGGCAUAUGCAUUGUAUUCUUUUCUUGUUUUUUUACAUGCGCACUUUUGUCUUUUAACAUUGUCUUCUAGUACUGAUUUACUUACAAAGAUGCAUAUUUUAUGUUAAUGUAUUGUAUAUAUUGUUUUAACAAAUAAGGCCAAACUAAAACGUGCAUAGAUUUAUUUAUUUCAGUUGAGUUUAUGUAUGUACAGGUAUUGUUUUUGAACUGCUAGUGGCUGUUGUAUUUAGCCUUUCUAAUUCUUGUUUUUAAAAGUGACUUAAAUUAAUUCAAGCUAACUCAAGUCUGACUGCUGGUACGUUCAAUAAAGUGUCUUUU